AAAAAUUGUCUAUGUAUGUAUCAUGUCAGUAUAGUAAUGUAUACAAAAAGUACAUCUGGAAAUGUACUUACGACUUGUCAUUGCAUUGUAACAGAAUUAUAUUGUAUUAAGCUUAAAGAACAAUUAAUUAAAAAUGCCAGCGGUAAUUGUGGGCCCCCCUCAACGUAGCGAGCAAAUGUGGCAAGCAUUAAAAACCCACAUUACUAGAGAAAGGCAACGGAAGAAACAAGAACAAGAAGCAGAUGCAGAGGAAGAACGCCUGAGGAAGGAAAGGGAACGUCAGCAAAAACAAGAUGUAAUGACUCUAGGUGAAACCAGAGAACAAAUAUCAAAUCUUGAAAAUGAACUCUCGCAGUUAAAAGAUGAAAAGCAUCAAUUGUUUUUACAAUUAAAGAAAGUAUUGAACGAAGAUGAUAAUAGAAGAAGGAAAUUAAUUACAGAAGCAAAUGUAUGCACUGAAGUAUUAAAUGCAGUGGGUGGAUACCCUGGUGCAGGUCCUAGAGUGGUUCAUCCUCAAGUAUUCCUUCCAUUACCGCAAAGCAAUAGCCCUCUUUAUAAAGUUACUGUUGGCACACCGACACAUACUUUAUUGCCAAGUGGACCUUUGAAAAGAACACACAGUCCAUCACCACCACCAACAGCCUCCCCGUAUCAUGCUGGUUAUGGGUACAAACCAGCACCCUCGAUUCCAAGUUAUAAUCCUCCACCUUCCAAAUCUGAGGAAGCUGCUAGGAGAUCUGGCGAUUCCCGAGCUGUUCUCUGGAACAAAAACAAUCAGUACUCUGCCUCCAGCUUUUAUUCAACUCCUACCGGUCAAAGUGUCUACAGUUAUUCAGCGCCUACCACGCAACCAUCUCGAGAACCCGAACCUGCAAAGUCUGUAUACCUUUCAGGGAACAGAGGAACUUUAUCAACACAUCAAACGGCAUAUGUAACAAGCUUACAUUCAUUGGAUCAUAAAGGUGCCUAUGCAGAAGAUAAAUUUUAUUUACGUCCAAGUAGUCAUGUUACUGUACAUGGUGGAGCUAUUCCAAUUCAACAGCCACCUCAGGGUGCGAAAACAGGAGGUAUUACAUCAGGAUAUCCAGUUAGAGCACCCCAACCUCCACCUGCUCCGUACCCACCACCACCACCUGGUACUUACGUUAGUGCUUCUGGUGCAAACGUUCCUGGACGGUUAUUAUACACUCAACCUAGUGCGAGAUACCUUCAGAGAGAGGUUUAAAAUAUCGAUUAACACUUGCUUACAUUAAGGUACUCCAAUAUAUUCUUUGUAUAGUCGAUAGUAUCACAAUUGUAAAAAAUCAUGUUUUAUACGUCGUGAACUAAUCACAUACAUUGUAAAAAUACACAGUCUGUAGAUAUAACAUUGGUAGGAAGUACGCAAUACUAAUUUUUAUUUAUGUAUUCGUUUCUUCAUACGGUCAAUAUUUUUCUUAUGAAAACACAAUUAUCAUACAUUUG
Molecule: messenger RNA, 1464 nt
Organism: Nomia melanderi (Alkali bee)
Lineage: Eukaryota; Metazoa; Arthropoda; Insecta; Hymenoptera; Halictidae
Biological process (GO): regulation of transcription by RNA polymerase II
Cellular component (GO): transcription regulator complex
Molecular function (GO): transcription coregulator activity
Source: RefSeq, a predicted model, not a curated record